Molecule: messenger RNA, 306 nt
Organism: Cylindrotheca closterium
Lineage: Eukaryota; Bacillariophyta; Bacillariophyceae; Bacillariales; Bacillariaceae
Source: the annotation of a GenBank genome assembly
AUGGUCUCAAAUACUUCAAGCAACACAAUCUGUGACCCUACAUUGACUAUGAACACAGGCGAUGACUCGCUGCUUCAUUUGAUGCAAGGUCGGAACACCGCAAGAACAGGCUCCUCGUCCUUUUCGAGCACACAGGAAUCGUCGCCCAGAUCAAACCAUUUCAGAGCCCAAGACACGAUUCGCAUCCUUGAUGAGGCUAUCAAAAUUGUCACAGAAGAUGAUUUGUUCUUUCCUUCUAAUGAUAUCUUCAUGUCGACACAUUUUCCCGAUCAAGAUGGGAGUAGCAAUCGACCUCCAAGACAGUAA